Gastrolobium bilobum is the source of this 1248-nucleotide messenger RNA. RefSeq names its product cysteine-rich receptor-like protein kinase 10. Lineage: Eukaryota; Viridiplantae; Streptophyta; Magnoliopsida; Fabales; Fabaceae. Gene Ontology annotation, biological process: protein phosphorylation. The record is from RefSeq and is a predicted model, not a curated record. The annotation marks the transcript as partial. The transcript has 6 exons. Gene Ontology annotation, molecular function: ATP binding; protein kinase activity.
AGGUUACCUUGGGCAGGAAACAUAUGUGCUUCAACGAUUGUAGCAAUUGUAGCAAUUGUUGUCCCAAAUGUUAUUUUGGUGGCGCUUUUGGUUCUAGGCUGUUGCAGUUGCUGGAGAAGAAGGCGAAACAAAAACCAUGAUGCAGAUCUAGAAAUGGGAGAUAGCAGUAAUUGUUAUUGCUCUUACUAUUUCGCAGCUAGGAAUUAUUUUACUUGUCAAGAAGAGUCCUUGCAUUUUGACUUGGCUACAAUUGAAGCUGCAACAAAUAAGUUCUCGAAUGAGAAGAAGAUAGGCCAAGGUGGAUUUGGUGUGGUUUAUAAGGGUACCCUUCCUAAUGGACAAGAGAUAGCUGCAAAGAGGCUAUCCAGAAGCUCCUUGCAGGGUGACAUCGAAUUCAAGAACGAGGCUGCACUUGUUGCACUUCAACAUAGAAAUUUAGUUAGGCUUUUAGGGUUUUGCUUGGAGGGAGCAGAGAGGAUACUUGUUUACGAAUUCAUCCCCAAUUCAAGCCUUGACCGCUUUCUAUGUGAUCAUGAGAACCAAGCAGAGUUUGAUUGGGCAACACGUUACCAAAUUAUAGUUGGGAUUGCUGGAGGAGUUAAAUACAUGCAUGAAGAUUCUAAUCUUAGAAUAAUACAUCGUGAUCUCAAGGCUAGUAAUGUCCUAUUAGAUGACGAAAUGAAUCCAAAGAUUUCAGAUUUUGGCAUGGCAAAGAUUUUCCAUGGAGACCAAAGUCAAGUUGACUCUACAACAGAAAGGAUAGUUGGAACUUAUGGUUACAUGGCUCCUGAAUAUGCAAUGUAUGGAGAAUUAUCUGUGAAAUCCGAUGUGUUCAGCUUCGGAGUCUUGCUUUUGGAGAUCAUUAGUGGCACGAAGAACACGAGUUAUUGUCAAUCACAAGAUGAUGAUGACCUUUUGAGCUAUGCUUGGAAAAAUUGGAAGAAUCAAACACCUUUCCUUAUUUUGGACCCAAAACUGGGAGAUUUGUAUUCUAGAAAUGAAGUUCAGAGAUGCAUCCAUAUUGCUUUAUUAUGCGUUCAAGAAAAUCCAGCUGACAGACCUUCAAUGGCGAGUGUAGUACUUUGGUUGAACAGUUAUUCAGUAACCUUAGCAUUACCUCGACAGCCAGCAUCUGUUUUUCUUGGAAGCCCUUCACCAGACAGAUUAAGACACCAGCUUUAUUCUGAUCUGUCUACCAGCUCUAUCUCUAUGAAUAAUUAUUUAAUUACUGAAAUAUAUCCCCGAUAA